Molecule: messenger RNA, 1038 nt
Organism: Danaus plexippus (monarch butterfly)
Lineage: Eukaryota; Metazoa; Arthropoda; Insecta; Lepidoptera; Nymphalidae
Exons: 1
Coding region: 1-723 (240 amino acids)
Source: RefSeq, a predicted model, not a curated record
AUGGACAAGUACAACAAACUGAAUUCCGCGAGGAGCUCGUUCACCGACUUCCUCAAUGAUAAAUAUAAAAAGGCAGUCGAAGCUUUUCAGUCUUUUAAACGUUCAGACGAAGACUUGGUCGAGACUAGAAAAAUUACAAUCGAAUCUACAAAAGCGGACAUUAUUGGAGCCCCAUCACAAGACAUAGACAAACAGAUAGAUGAACUUGAAGAAUUAAUACAUCGUUUACAAAACGAAAUUGUAGAAAUGUCGGAUAAUGCUGACAAAGAUGCCGGAAAAAAGUAUUUCAUAGAACCCAUUGCUGACACCCCGAACCGUGGAAGCAGCGACGAAGGUUCCUCAGACAGCACCUCGCCAGUCACUUACGACACCAGGAAACCUGGUAAGUCAAACAGUAAAAAUUACUUCUACCCAGUCCUCAUUAACGAAGCCGGCGUCGCAAGUGAUUCGAAACCACUCCCGCUUUCUAGUACAGAGGCUAUUAAUGAAACGUUCUUCCCACAAACUCCUAGUACAGAGGCUCUGAAAGAUACAUUUUUUAAUAUAAGAAAAAAGUUCUCUUUACUUUGGGAUGAAAGCGAUGACGUCAUUCAGGAUAAAGAAUCAAGUUUGACUGAAGGGCACAAAGAAGUAACGUUCUCCGAACUAAGAGCUGUGAUUUCUGAUCAGUUAAACCGAAUAGAUAACGAUACUCUGAACAAUGUGGAAGAAACACACAAAUAAUUAUUACAAUUAUUGAAAUGUCUCCAUGAGUGUAUUCUGUUCAAGAAAUAUAUGAGCCUCAGUAAAUAAAACACUGAACAUUUUCCUUAAAAUAUUUAUUUGCAUAACAAUUAAAAUAUUCCAUACAAAAUACAACAUCCAAAUAUUUUUAAGUACAUUAGUAGUAAACAAUAGAAGCGAUUUCGUUUGACUAGAGUGCACCCAGAAUCAUUCUUCACAUAACAAACCGAUAACAUAAUAUUCAACAUUCUAAACAAUCUUUUUCAUAUAUAAUAUUAAUAUAGAAAAGACUACACUUUUUAUGUGUAAGCAACG